Messenger RNA from Porites lobata, 11339 nucleotides. Lineage: Eukaryota; Metazoa; Cnidaria; Anthozoa; Scleractinia; Poritidae. The record is from the annotation of a GenBank genome assembly.
UCCUAAACCUAAUUCUUUUUUCGAGUGCGGCCAACCAAUUUUAUUUUCCCAUUUGUAAGGUAAGGGAAUAUGAAGAUACCUCGCGUGACUUUUCAGCUUGCCUUAUGCCAUUUUACGAAUUAUCAUUCAUGAGCCACCUAUCACUUGAUUUUUGUUGCAGUUUCACAGUUCAAGAUUCAAGCUUCUUUUGCGAUUUAACAACCAGGAGGGUGUUGACUAUAUUACCGUACCCAGAACGUGAGUAAUCUGUUCGCAGGAUUAGCCGCUGAACCCAAAGCAACAAAUAAUGAAAAAUGCAAAUAACUUGUUGCUUCGCUUCGGUCAGACGAUCAAUAAUCGGCCUUAAAAUCUAUACAAUACUUUGUUUGCGGUUCUUUUGUUCCUUAGAUCAUAUUUUAAUUUUUUUAUGCAAUCAAGAAGUCAGCCAUUUGCAUCUGAGAUAUCAGAGAUAUUAGCAAUUUUGCUAUCAACAAAUUCGAAGUUAAAUAAACUCUUUGAUUUAUUGAUUGAUCUGAAAUACAUCUUUAGCUGAUAAAGUCAUGCGAUCAGUAAUGUAUGCUAACAAGUUCAAGUCAAGUUGCAAACCGAAAGCCGUGAAUUAUGUUGAAUAAGAGUGCAUACUAGCUAAACUCAGGAUUCCUAUCAGUGUAAAAAUCUUUAACUGCAUUUUACUUUCAUCCUGAGGGCGUCCUUUACAUUGCUUUCUCCCAAGACAUCGCGUACCCCUUAAUUUCCGGGUCAAUUCUGUACUGAGCAAAACUUUCAUAAAACGAAAUACAUCCGGUUUUCCGAGAAUAUCUGCGUAGAAAGCUUGUGUUUUCCAGGAAAACUGGCCUGCGGACUGAAGAUAAUAUCCGCUCUCUUACCGCAAGUUAAGAAUUAUCUACCUAUGUCAACGAAAGGAAUGCAUGAUUUUGAUGAGCAUUUUUCACUUGUUUCAGCCGUUUGCGCUCUCCUUCGUUGUAGAGAGGCCGGGGAGAGGGAGAGAAAGCAGGAGACGAUGCGAAGUGAAAUUUUAAAUUCAUGCUUUUGGGAGUUCCGUUCAUACGGAACCACCUUAGCUGUUCAAAGUCCCGUGUGAACGGGGCGAAAAUAUUGAACAGUCCCGUGUGAAAGAAGUGUCCCAUUAAAUUUUUCAGCCAGUCGAAAGUUAGUUUCUUGUCUUGUGAACAUAACCUUCCCCUUCCCAUCGUCCUUUGCGCGCUUCCUUUUUUUCUAUUUUUUUGAUUUUCAUUGAAACUCUGCGGAGGAGAGAAAGCCUUCUUAAUUAAAAUGCUUAUUGUUUGCCUAAAAAACAUUAGAAUUAUUAUUUGUUUAGGUUCACUACUGGGUGAGUGAGCAUUUCUAGUCAUGGCUUGCACUGUACCUUCAUGGGCAUCCACCAAGGAAUCGACAAAUUAUGCACGUCUGUGUCGUCUUCUGGUGGAUGUGGGAACCCAGGCGUUAAGAGACAAGUUCGACAGCAUUCACUCACCAGCAGGACUACAUGGAAUUCUGACAAGUCCUCCCACAUACGAUACGCUAAAGGCACUUAGGAAGAAACGAAUCCUCAAUCUUUCGCAAUGGGGGAAGCUUUAUCCCACAAUUCCUUCAGGGUUAUCAACAGCAAACUUUGAUAUAACGCUUCUGAUGUUGCUGCUAAGGAACAUUUGUGGCUUGACUCCUCCAGCCACUGGUUGGAAUGACCUCCCACCUGUUACAGAUACGAGUAUUGAAGCCAACCUUGCUAGAGUGAAGUAUUAUAGAAACAAUGUCUAUGCACAUGCCAGCAAAGCUUCUACGGACGACGCCACAUUUAAUUCCUGUUGGCAAGAUAUAAGUAACGCACUGAUAGGACUUGGUGCAGAUGCGUCUGUUAUUAGUAAGCUUAAAACUGAGAACAUGGAUCCCGAAAUGGAAGAAUACUAUCAAGAUUUAUUGAGGGAGUGGAAGAAGGACGAUGAUAGCAUCAAGGAAAAAAUUGACGCGGGGGUCGAAGGUAUGUUGGAAUUUAAUAAGGAAUGGAGGACGACAAAAAAGAUGGUUUUCAUCACACGGUUACCUGUAAGUUGCUACCACAUAGGACUGUACCUGUUUCCUGUUUACACACAUUAAAAGCAAACUAUUGAAAAAAGGCUCUAUAUAAUUUCUACAACGUAAGCGUUUUAUGUUAUAGCUUUCGUGAGUCCGAGAAACUGGUUUUGUUAAGGACGUACUAAUUAAUAUUUUUGUGGAAUAGCUCACUCUAACAAUUCUGCGGUGACACAUAUAUGACGCACUCCUUCCAGAACGUGGUAAUCUCUAUACUCAUCUGAGUAAAAAUACUUAUUAGAAAUACAGAAGAAACGGCUCUUUUAUUCUCCAUGAUAUUGAAAAAAUACCACCCCCCCCCAAAAAAAAAAAAAGAAAAAAAAAAACAUUCCAAAAUGGGUGGUUCGCGUGGGACAUGCAACAGAGAAAAGAUGCCUAUACCGGGAGCUCAUAACCUGGGGGGGUAGUUUAGUAAUUUUUGAGUGGGGAUGUGCCGCUGGAACCCUGGCACCCUUAGUCUAUACCAGAGCUUGUUCACGUGAAUUUUGCUACCCUAGUACUAGACUAAACUCACCAAAUCCCCACCCCCUCCCCAUCCUAGAGUAGCUGUUUUCCAGAAACCACUGAGGUGACUAGCAUAGUCCAGCCAAAACAAAACCGAUUUUUUUUUUUUGUAUUUUAGAGUGGCAAUUCCAGGUUUCCCUAUUCUAGAAUAAAAUCUUCAGCCAAUUGACCAGUUUCCUGGAAAAUGAUACCCUAUUCUAGAACCAAACUCUCUGAUUUAUAUACCCCUUCCCAGAGUAAACUGCUUGAAAACCAUACUCUUCGUUCACAGCGGCACAUACCUAUAUAGCCCAUAUUUAUAUGACAGUAUCUCCUUCCCCCACCGCAGGGGCUCAUAACUUGUAUAAAUACGUAUCAGAUCGAAAUUGACCUCGAUUUAACUUUUGUUUCUUCCUUAAGUGAUACUGAAAAAAAUGAAAAAAGACGAUGAGAGCACAAAAGGUACGUAUGUCUAGACAAUAAAUAGAAUCCAUAGCAAAAUCGAAUAAGCCUUUCUAAAAGUAUCUUGAUUGUUACUUCCAAUUUACUGCUCAGUUUUCGAUUUGCACUUUAAAGUUUCACUUCCCUGCAUAAAAUUCCAAUUAGCUCCAUUUGUGGGCAGUUUUAUUAAGAUAGGUACAUUAAGGGGAUGAGUAUGAUUUUGAGAGUGUCCAUUGUCAAUUUUGUCCUUCUCAGUAUCCACAAUGUCAAAUAACUUUAUGUUCUGGUAAAAGUACCGUAUAUUAAUAUACACUAAAUUUCAGACCCCAAGGGAAACAGCUUGUUUUGUUUUCCCGAGAGUCCUGAUCUUCGUCGAGGGAAACAUCAGGACUCGAGGGAAGACAAAACUAACUAGUUUCCCGAGGGACCUGACAUUAAGUGUUUUGUUUUUAUUUCUAGACUUUCACUUCAACAGCAACAAAAGAAUAAUCGGAGCGCACCAGAAAACAGUCGACUCUGUACUUAUAACAACACAAAUUUAAUACUCAAAACCACUGAAUGAAUGAUUUACAAAUUACUUUCCCUAUAUUGUCUGCAUCUUUUUCCUCAACUAGCUGCUGUUUCUCUUCUAGGAUAACUUUAAAAAUCGUUGCUUUUUAGCUUGAUGCUGUGUUCAUUCACGAACGAGAAAACUGGCAGUGUUGGUUUUUCCCGCCUUUUGUCACGCCAUUUUCCACCAUGCUUUGAUCACGUGCUGUAAUGUAUCCCGAGCGGGCUACAUUGCUUAGUUAUAUUCCUAGACUUUCACUCAACUAGACAGGGACUGCCAUUGGUUGGUUCUUGGUCACGUGGCCUUGACUAAAAUCAAAUGUAUCCCGAUCGUGAUACAUUAAGCAAUGUACCCCGCUCGGGCUACAUUACAGCACGUGAUCAAAACAUGGUGGAAAGUGGCGUAACAAAUGGCGGGAAAAACACUGUUUGGUCUUGCCAGUUUUUUUUUUUUUUUUCGUGAAUGAACGCAACAACACAAACACGAAACCUCAAGCUAAAAAGCAACGAUUUUUAAAGUUAUCCAAGAAGUUCCCAGAAGAAAAACAGCAGCUAGUGGAGGAAAAUGAUGCAGAUAAUAUAGGGAAGGUACUUUGUAAAUCAUUCAUUCAGUGGUUUUGAGAAUUAACUUUGUGUUGCUAUAAGUACCGAUUCGACUGUUUAGGUUCGCUCCGGUUAUUCUCUUCACGGCAAAAAAGUGGCAUUUUCCCACUGGGAAAACGCGCGGUGAAUUAACGAAGAAUGCGCAAUUUACCCUCAUUUUCUGAGAUUCACCAAGCGGAAAAUCCUUCGUUUUCCAAACGUUUUCACUCCGGUUAAUUCGAGUAUUCGUUCCAUUAUCCAUCAGUUUUCCGAUUCAGUGAACGCCGGUAAACAUGCGUUUGCUAACGUUCACCGAUCGGUUAACACUCGGUGAACGUCUUGUAUUCCGGCAUUUACCCUGAGUUUUCAGACGGGAAAACCUCGAGUUCACCGCAGUUAACGAGUGAAAUCCUGCCUUUUGGGGACGUUUUCCGGCGUUUUCCGAAACGGUGAAUACCGCUGAAUCCAGGAAAAUCGCAUGUAUUCCAGCGUUUACCGAUCGCUUACCGUUAGGAAAACUGCGCGUUAUUCCGACUUUUGCAAGGAGUUUUCUUGCGUUUUCUUUCAUUUUCUGUGACAGUGAAUUCAAGUAAAUUCAAGAAAACUCGCGUUUUCCAGCAUUCACUGAUAAGUUCAGUCAUGGAAAACAGAUUGUAUUCCAGCGUUAGCGGUCGUUUUCUACUAGUUUUCUGGCGUUCUCAAGUACAGAAAAUUCGUGUGAAGUUAGGAAAACGCAAAAUUUUCCCGCGUUUCCCGUUAUAUAUCUUUUGGAAAUUGCUUUUGUUUUAACAAUUUGCUUUUUCCUCCCGUGUUUUCAAUGGUGUUGUAACGUUCAGGAUUAAUUUAAUUCAGACAGGGAAAAUAUUUUGUAUGUCAUAGCUUUUCCGUAAUUCCCACCCCGCAAUUGAGGUCCUCUGGUUAUUACUGUUUGUAAAUGCGUGUAAAACUCAAGGUAUAGUUAUCGUGUAGGGAGUAAAAUGUUUCCUUCCCACUUACUUAUAUAUAAAGAGUGCACAGAUGAAAAGAACCAAUAUAUGAACUGUAAAUUCUGAACAUUUAUUUACAUGGCUUUGCAUACAUAUCAUACCCUUAGUGUUACAGUGCUCGCAGUCUCAUUUUAUAAAUGAAAUUGUCAGAAGAUGUGGUCUUCAAAAUUAUAACCUAGCUUACACUAAAGAAAAACAUUGCUAACAUUCUACAUUGAGAACUCUCAGGCUGAACUCUAUGCGAAGUGCAAAAACAAAAAAAAACACUCUAAAGUCCAACAAAAUCUAGUUCUUGCAUUAAUACCUUAUAAUUAAGUGACAAUAAAGUGUAUUAAAGAACCUUUUAAAGCUAUGUGUCACUGUAACUAUACAGAAACAAGAUGUUUGUGAUUUGAACUCAUGGUUCUGUUGCACAUCAAUUUUGACAUCAAACUGAAUACUGGGUAACAAACAUUAUGCGGUUAAUUCCUAAGAUGCAAAAAAUUAUUAUUUACAUUUAAAGAAUAGAAGCUGUUCACAAUUCAUUUUUUGGAAACAAAUUUACUUAAGGAAAUCAAAGAUUGCAGAUUGAGUAAUAUAACAAUAAUUAAAACAUCACAUUUCUCUUUGAAAUAAGUUAUGCCUGCAUCAAUAAGACCGAGCUGUUACAUUUUACUCAUCAGUCUACUUUAUAUAGUUACUUCAACUUAACCUUUAAAGGCUGCACCAACUUUUUGAGAAACGCUCCCUAUCUAGAAAUAUAACAAAACACUUAAUGUCAGGUCCCUCCCUGAUGUUUCCCUUGACUUCCUCCGGAAAGAUCAGGACUCUCGGGAAAACAAAACCAACUGUUUCCCGCGGGAUCUGACAUUAAGUGUAUAAUGUAUCACGAUCGGGAUGCAUUUGAUUUUAGUCAAGGCCACGUGACCAAGAAUCAACCAAUGGAGGUCCCUGUUUAGUUGGGUGAAAGUCUAGGAAUAUAACAAAGGGUUUCAAUCCACUUAGAAAUUUUGCCGAAAAAAGCCUUUUGAAGCUUCGAUCCGUUUUUUAGUCUGACUAGAAACAACCAAUACUGCACAAAGCGCUGUUUAAAAGGCUAGCACAUACGCUGCUUUCUAUUUCUGAUUCUGAAGUUCGUCACGCUCAGAAUUCUUGUACCUUUUCAUAUUUUGCUUUCUGGACUUUCUCUCCCCCCUCCCUCUUUAGUUUGUUUUGCUAAAAACCUUUGAGGACGGUAAGAAUUUUCAGGUCAACUUAAAAUGUUGUUUGGUGUGAAUGUUUUUUUUAUGUAGAAAUUUAGAUUUAUUUAGGAUUCUAACAAAUAGCAAAUAAUUCUUUUCCGCACCAAUGUUGAUAAAAAGUUAAUUUUUUACUUACUUAAUACUUAACUUGCUUUGAAUGUUUCUUUUUCCCCUUUUUAUUUAUUUCUUGUAUUAUUGUUAUUAUUGUCAGACAAUCUUGAACAGAUUAAAGUUGAAAUGAAGGCUAUGAGGGAAACCUUAGAUACUUUAAAACCAGGAAUCGGAAGAGAAAACAAGGAUGAAGGUCAGUUUUAGGUUCCAAAUGUUGCCUCACACAAUUUGUCUAUAACCGAAGAAGAAUCCUGUCAGAAAGAAAGGGUUUAAAUCUCUAAUUAAAACCGAUAAAGAAGGAAAAUGAGGCUUUUACGAAACGAACAGUGAUGAAAGAAAAAGAAAACGUUCUUUGAGUAUUUGUAUAAAUUAUCGUACAUGGGUCGACGGGAUUCUCGCGUUGGUCACACAGGUUGUUUACCAUUUAACAUGGACAAACCAGUAGGUUGACGGUUUGGGCAAAUAGUAAGCUAAAUUCGAGACUGGUAAAUUUCGUCCCGGAAAUAACGUUUACCAUUUUUACUAUAUACAUACUGAGAAAUACUCACCAAAAAGCUAUGUCGUAAAUUUUUAUACCCAAACGGGUUCUAGCCUAUCAGAAGAGCGAACAGCCUUAUUCACAGAUGAAAAAAAUGAUACGUCGGUGUAUUUUUGGGUGUGAAAAAAAUGAAACGUCCAAUCAGAAGCCACAGAGGUGUGUGAGUUUCGCGCCAAAAUUCCCACCUUUCAUAGGCGCUUGCAGCUUGCAGCGCCCUCGCUCAACGAGUUGCUUCGCAGACAUUCAACGAGAAAAGUUUUUCCCGUAGACCAGUAAAAAACACCUCGGAAAUUGGAGUGGAAUAGUUUCCUGUGUUUAGCUGACGAUGAAAACGAUUGUAGAGAUCCGCCAAAACCACAGAGGAAGGGGAAAAACAGAACGAGACGCAAGCUUAAGUUGUUCAAUUUAAACUUAUAUUCAAACCAGCCAUUUUCAAUUGUGUAUUCAGAACAAAAAGUUAACUUUACAGCAUUGAUAACUCUUAAUUUACCUCAUUACAUUUUUAACAAACGUUCUUACUUUGGUGCGGCGGCGGGGGGGGGGUUAGGUUAAUAACCAGUGGGAAACUCAUGACAGUCUAUCUACUGCAGCGUAUUCAGUAAACAUUCGGUUAAAAAAAGUAGAAAAACAUGCUGCAACACAAGACUCGAUAAAGGUAUAUGAGAGAAAUUUCUGUAGCCAUGUUUUAGCAAAUCCAGUCAGAUUUCUAUUGCAGAAAAAGGUAAAUCGAACGCACCCUAAAAGUUUUCAUUACUUAUUCUUCCCCUUCAAAAAACCGUUGAAAGAAUUCGAAAGCGCGUGCUCAUAACUAAAUAAUGUAUUGAAUCCGGCAAAUUAUCAACCAAAGUAGAAAACUUCAGUAAUCGAUGUACUGAAUCCACUACAUUUAACGAGAUUGAAAUGAAAAAGUGAUAGAUUAGUGUUAUAUGUAUUAUAUUUUCAGGUGGUUUUGAUCCAACCAAUUUAACUGAAAGCAUUCGCCAACUCUAUAUUAGUGGUAAAGGAUGGCUUGCCCCUCUUCCGUGGUGCGAGGAUUUUCGAUUCCAUCUUGAUAACAUCUUCACACGGUUUAAGAUGGUAAGCAGAAAGAAAGAAACCGGAACAAAGACAGUAAAGAAAGUGGACAUGUAUGAUAUCUUUAAACCCCACGAAGAAUGCUCACAGCCGGGGAAAGUGUUGAUUGAGGGGACGCCUGGUAUAGGUAAGACCACAUACUGCCACAAGCUUGCUUACGACUGGGCUUUGAAAAGCGAAGAAGCAAAAGAUUUGUUUCAAAAGUUUCAAUCAUUAUUACUGCUGAACUGUCGGGAGAUGAAGUGUGCCGACCUUUUUGAUGAAAUCGUCGAUCAGCUUCUUCCUCGAGAUGGCAACGAAAAAGAGAGAAAGGAGUUCCUUAUAAAGUCAGUUCUUCGCGACAAUGGGUUUGGAAUUUUGCUUGUACUUGAUGGACUAGAUGAGUUACCAACCAGCAAAUUACAAGCCAUGAAGGAAAUCAUUCAAGGACCAAUUCUUUCAAAAUGUCAUAUUGUAGCAACCGCACAGCAGGAGGUUGGCAAAAGAGUGCGGGAUUGCUUCGACACCUGCUUAGAGACCGACGGGUUUACAGAAGACGACACCCAAAAGUUCGUAGUCAGGUACUUCUGCGGAAACAUGGAGGAAAAGGCCCAAAUGCUUUUGGAGACACUGCGACGUGAGAAAGAGCUAAGACACCUAGCUGAGAAUCCUUUAAACACAGCACUCUUUUGUCUUCUUUUCGAGGACAUCCAGGAUUUUUUCCCAGAAAGUAGAGGUCAACUGUACAUGGAACUGGUACGCUAUGUUUUACGAACAUAUGAAAAAGAGAAGGGAUCAUCAGAAACCAGUGAAGACCUCAUUGAAGUCUACAAGUCCGAGUUAAAGCGUCUUGGCUCAGUUGCUUUGAAGAGCUUGCUCCAAGGCAACAUUUUCUUAGACGGCAAUGAAAUUUCCAUUAGGAAUUCUGCGAGCGAAUCACCUGCGUUUGAGUUCCUCUCAGUUCAGUUCGGAAAGUCAAAACUGGGCUGCAACUUUUUUCACCAAAGUUUCCACGAACUUUUCGCAGGAUUUUACCUGUGUUGCCAACUUCUCGACGAUGAAUUUGAACCAAGAAGCAUAGUUGACGACACCAGGUAUUUCCACGAGCUGAAACAUGUGCUUUUGUUUACAUGCAGCAUAUUAGCGGCGCAGUGUGAGGCCAAAGUACUGGCUCUUUUUGAAGGUAUUACAACUAAAGUUAACAAAGGAGAUCCCCAUGAUUUUAUGGUAGCUCUAGAAUGUCUUAAGGAAUGCAAAAGAGACAACUCAGAACUGUACUUGAAACUUGCUCACACUGUUGGCGCGUCCCUUUGUCUUCAGACUGUAAACUUUCAAUUUCUGUUAGAUGAGGCAAAUAAUCCUUCACUGGUACAGGCACUACUUGAAGUAGUUAAAACGAAUUCAACGCUUGCCGAGUUGAAUUUGUCUGGCAACUAUCUUGGCGAUGCGGGCUGUGCUGCAUUGAUCGAAGGAAUUCACACCCAAUGUAAACUUACAGUAUUGAAUUUGUCUGGAAAUGACAUUGGAUAUCCUGGUUGUGCUAAAGUGGCUCAGUCAAUUGGGAACAAUUUAGUGCUUACAAAUUUAAACUUGUCUAACAACAAAAUUGGCGAUGAUGGCUGUGUUGCACUGGCCGAAAGUAUAAGAACAAAUACCACGCUUAAAGUACUCAAUCUGUCUCACAAUGAAAUUGGCAAAAAAGGCAGUAAGGCACUGGCUGAUCUUAUUCAAAACAACUCAACACUUAAAGAACUGAAUUUGUCCAGGAAUAAAAUUAAUGACGACGAUUGUGCUGCUCUGACCGAAGUGACUACGAAGAAUUCAACGCUUUCCUUGUUGGAUUUGUCUUACAAUGCCAUAAGCCAUCAAAAAGCUGUUCAGCUUAAUCGAAUUCAAGAAAUCUACAUUGAACUUGAUGGUUACAAUGACGAUGAUACUAAGGGGGGCGUCAAAAGCUGUGAUAGUUACAAUUUUAAUAAAGCCGUUGUUAGCACAGUAAGUGAUGGUGGAGAUAGUGAAGAUGAUGAUCAUUAUAACGAUUACGACAACGAUUUUGACGAGAGAUCUGAUGAUGAUGACAGUGAUGAUGAUGGUAAUAGUAAUGAGAAUGAUGACAACUAUGAGUGCAAUGAUUAUGACCAUGAUAUUUCGCCUGACAAUGAUGAUAUCGAUGAGUCAUUUGAUGAUGAUGAUGAUGAUGAUGAUGAUGAUGAUAGCAAUGACGAUAAUGAAAACUAUGACUACCCUGAUUAUGAACAUGAUAUUUCGCCUGACAAUGAUGAUGUCAAUGAGUCAUUUGAUGAUGAUGAUGAUGAUGAUGAUAACAAUGACGAUAAUGAAAACUAUGACUACCCUGAUUAUGACCAUGAUAUUUCGCCUGACGAUGAUGACGACUAUAACGAGGAGAAUAGCGAUGAAGCUGAUGAUUACACUUUGUGAGAAAGGUGAUGUCUCGAUGACUUUUUUGAUUAUGACGAUUGUGAUGGUGGUGCUCUUAAGAUUAUGAUGAUGACGACGAUCAUGUUGGUGCUGAUGAAAUCCUCAGUGUUUGACCACCAGUCUGAUGUCAGCUAUGUGAAAUCAUUUUAAAAAUUGAGAACAACUAAAACUGAAAAAAAGAAUUAAAGCGAUACAAGUAGAACAUGGUUAGAACGAUUCUACUAAACAUUGCUUAUUCUAUUCGCUUUCUGCAUAUUGUGUAGCACCCGAGAAUAUUUCAAGGACAUUGGUCGUUUCCGCUAACCAGAGAUCAGGCUCAAUUUUUCUUUUUUGUAAUAACAUUCCGACAGGCAAGGCGAAACGAAAAGUGAGCCUGAUACAAAAAUUAAACCUUCUACGAAACGUCUGCCGCCCACUUUUUUGAUUGAUUGACAUUUGCCGAAUCAGCCAACCAAAAUUACUUCCGUUGCUCGUUUUUCUAGUAUGCAAAUUUUUCAUGCGUGGGAAAAAUGCAGACUGGCUGACUUAAAGAAUAGCUUUUAUCUGUUAAUUUUUUCAGCUAAAAAUAAAAGUCUGCACAAUCACAUUUAACUUCUUGCGAGAUUAAACGAGAUCUCGAAGGUUAUUUCUGUUGGGGUAGAAGGUAAAAAGUUUUCGAAAAGACGGCGACACGAUGUUCUACUAGUUUUAUUUAUAUUUUAGGUAGGCGCGCUCGAAUUUAAAAUACUGAAAUUUCUAUCUUUCUGUUGGCUUAAUAUUUUCCUCAGCAAUUUUCCCCGAUUUCCAGUACAUAAAUCUUUAAAAAUCUUGAAGAAAUAUAUCAUCGCGAACUUUUUCAAAGGAUAUAUAAGUUAUUUCAGAACAAAC